UAUGAUAACUCAGUAAAUAUUCCACUUGGAUUCCUUCAAAGAUUUGAAAAUCUGAAUGAGCUCAAACUAUUUUGGUGUGAUCAAUAUAAAGAGCUAUUCUUUCCAAAUCUUCCAACUCUUGAAGUUCUAAAUUUACAGGACUGUAUCGAAUUGAUGAGUCUAAUGUCAUGCUCAGCUUCUUUCCAGAAUCUUAAAGUUCUAAGAGUUGACCAUUGCGAAAGGUUGAUGAAGUUAAUAACACCUUCAACGGCUAGAGGCUUGGUGCAAUUGAGAGAAAUGAGCGUAGAGUAUUGUGGAAUGUUGGUUGAAAUAGUAGAAAAUAAGGGAGAUGCAACAACAACUGAAAUUGUUUUUAACAAUUUGAACAAGUUGUCAUUUACAUGUUUGAACAACCUCACAUGCUUUUGCUCUGGGAAUUACUCUUUCAAUUUCCCAUCUUUGGAAGACUUAAUUAUACGGUUUUGCCCCAAUAUGAAGACUUUCUCUCAAGGAAUCUUAAGCACACCAAAGUUACACACAUUUUAUUAUGACAACUGCGAGAUGGAUUUAGAGAGUGGCGGGAGUGAGCUUAAUGCAACCAUUCAAAAAGAACACAAAGAAAAGGUUGACUCUGAUAUGAAGGAAUUGACAUUACGGUUAAGUGGAAGGGACAUCGUGUUGAUUUGGGAAGGAGAGUUUCAAGAGAGAUUUGGGAAAGUAAAAACUCUUCAAUUGAUUAAUGAUGAAUAUACCAGCAUUCCAAUUCAAAUCCUUUACAAAUUUAAUAGUCUUGAAGAACUGAUAUUGAAAAUGAGUUCAUAUGAAGAGAUAUUUUCAUGUGAAGUGGAUAAGAAACAUGUUGGAACACUCACAAAAUUAAAAGUUUUAAAAUUACAAGGACUUUAUAAUUUAAAGUGCAUUUGGAAACAAGACUCCCAAUUAAACUCAAUUCUUCAAAAUCUUGAUCGUUUGGAGGUGCUAUAUUGUCAAAAUUUGACUACUCUAUUGCCAUCUUUAGCAUCUUUUGAAAAUCUAACGACUUUGAGAGUAAGGUAUUGCAAUGGAAUGCAAAACUUAAUGUCAUCCUCAACAGUCAAAAGUCUGUUGCGACUAGAAGAGUUGAGUAUAGUAGGAUGUGAAAUGAUGAUAGAAGUAUUAGCAAAUGAGGGAGAUAUAGAGAAAGGUGAAAUUGUUUUUGAGAAAUUGAAGAGGUUGUACUUGGAUGAUUUAGAUUGUCUCACAUGUUUCUGCUUCGGGGAUUACAUCUUAAAAUUCCCAUUCUUGGAAAGUUUAUUUGUGAGUAAAUGCUCGAAGAUGAAGACUUUCUUUCGAGGAGACUUAAGCAUGCCAAGGUUAAAGGAGUUAAACAAUAAAAAUUGUUCGGAGAGUGACAUUAAUACAAUCAUACAACAGUUAGAAAAUAAUCGAGCAAAGGUUGUUGAGAUUCUUGUCUAGGACCUUAAGGUUUUUGCAUCCUUCAAUGAAGAACUUUCAAGGAGAUUACCCAGCUUCUUACACUUGAUAACUUUAGGCAAAAUGAGCAGGUUUCCAAGUAUGGAGACACAAAAUUCGGAUCAUAAUAUUAUGCUUGUAGAACUUAAAAAGCUAAUUGAAUCAAACCCCCUGUUUCGUGACAAGCUUAGAUUCCCAGCCUUCAAAAGUUCACAACGAAGGACAUUAAUAAACCAGAGGUGUGCUGCAGCGAGGUUUUUUGCCAUUUCAGACUGUUGUUUCCCCAUCUUCUGGUGCUGUUACUAGUUGGAUGUCAAACAAUAGUCCUUCCUUACCUCACCCUGCUGUGGCAACAGGCGGCGUCACCCACCCCCCCCAAAGUUUGUAACUGUGUAGCGGGAUGUCUACAGUUGCAUUCUUGAAACAUCCAAGGACGCUGACAGGUGUCUUUUGCUGGUGUAGCACAUACUCCCAAUGUAUAUUCUGAAGAUGACCUUACUAAAAGCCGUUGUGUGAACCCUAAAUCAAAGAUCUAAUGUCAUGAGCAUGGACUUCCAUCCAUAUCAGCAAACUAUUCUUCUAGUGGGGACAAAGGUUGGUGACGUUAGCUAUCGGGAGGUGGGAUCCCGGGAAAGGCUAGCACAUAAAUCUUUCAAGGUUUGGGAUAUAUAGGCUGCUUCAAGGCCGUUGCAGAGGCUUUGUUGAAUGAUGCUGCAAUAUCAGUGAAUCAGUGUGUUUGGGGGCCAGAUGGACUUAUCUUGGUGGUGCAUUUUCUAAACAUAUAGUUCAGAUAUAUACUUCCAAUCCAACUGGAGAACUAAGACAGCACUUAAAGAUCGACGCCUAUGUUGGUGGAGUUAAUGACAAUGUGUUUACUCAUCCCAACAAGCAACUGUGUAUGGUUACAUGUGGAGAUGAUAAGACUAUUAAGGUCUGGGAUGCUGUAGCUGGAUGCAGGCAGUAUACGUUUGAAGGCCAUGAAUCUCCUGUGUAUUCUGCCUUCACCACAGAAAACAUUCAGUUUAUUUUCUCUACUGCCAUUGAUAAAAAGAUAAAAGCUUGGCUAUAUGAUUGCUUGGGAUCUAGACUGGAACUAUGACGCUCCUGUACACUGGUGCACCAUGAUGGCAUAUACUGCAGAUGGAACCAGCUUCUCAUGCGGAACAAGUAAAGACGGCGAAUCUCAUUUAGUUGAGUGGAAUGAGAGUGAAGGAGCUAUCAAAAGGACAUAUUCUGGUUGGGUUGUCCGUUUUGAUACGACAUGGAAUCAGUUCUUGGCUGCUGGUGAUGAAUUUCAAAUUAAAUUCUGGGAUAUGGACAAUACAAAUAUGUUGACUGCUGUUGAUGCAGAUGGUGGAUUGCCUGUUUGUAGUCGUACUAUUUACUUGUACAUCAAUGGUAUUUAACAGUAGAUACGUAGUAGUUGUUCAUUCAAUUCUAUUCUUUGUAGGCUAGACCUAGACUAACAUUCAAUAAGGGAGGAUCUCUGCUCACAGUUACAACGAGUGACAAUGUUAUCAAAAAUUUAGCCACCAGUAAUGGUUUAUGAUUGAUAAGAAUGUUAGAUAGCAGGGCUACUAACAAAAAUCGGGCCCCUUCUGAACCCAUCAACUCUAAGCCAUUGAUUGUGAAUGCUCUCGGUCCAGUGGGAAAUGUUUCUGGUGCCAUUGCUCCGACUCUGGAACAGCCAGAUAGAGUUCCUCAGGCUGUAUCUAUCAGCAGUCUUCAGUAGACUUGUUGAUGUUAAACCACAUAUUGCAGACGAUGGAGACAUGGUUAAGAGAAAAUUCCUGAUGUUUCAGAUCCAUCACAAAUAAAAGCCCUGCACUUACCUGAUUCUAUAGCACCUGGCAAGCUAUGUAUGUGGAGUAUUGAUAAAUGGGAGAAGCUGAAAUCAAGGUGCAUACAAGAACCAGCUGGUUGUCAAUCCCCUUCGGUUGGAGAAACUAAAGUCCAGUUUCAUAAUGAUCAAACACAUCUGUUGGUGGCUCAUGAUAGACAAAUUUCCAUUUAUGACAGCAAGCUUGAAUGUUCAAGUUCAUGGUCUCCAAAUGAUACACUCCCUGCUCCCAUUUCUAGUGCAGUUUAUUCAUGUGAUGGUUUCCUGGUGUAUUCCGGUUUUUGUGACGGUGCUGUGGGAGUUUGUGAUGCGGGUAAUUUAAGGCUCAGAUGUAGAAUAGCAGCUUCUGCUUACAUACCUUGCUUCUCCGUCAGGUAAGUGGACCUUUUAUUUGGCGAGUUCUGAACAUUCAGUUAUUCUAUAUAAACCAGUUCAGAUGUUUCAAGACAUUUUUCAUAUAUUUCAUUGUAUCAAAAUGUGGAAGCCCGUAAAUUGACAAUAUUUCCUUGUUUCAAGGCAUUUUGAUGUUUUUGUACAGUAAAAAUUCUAU
This is a messenger RNA of Pistacia vera, 3821 nucleotides long. RefSeq lists its product as uncharacterized. The record is from RefSeq and is a predicted model, not a curated record. NCBI's taxonomy places the organism in Eukaryota, Viridiplantae, Streptophyta, Magnoliopsida, Sapindales, Anacardiaceae. Bases 154 to 1434 code for a protein of 426 amino acids. The transcript has 17 exons.